This is a messenger RNA of Macadamia integrifolia, 1145 nucleotides long. Its product is annotated as auxin-induced protein 6B-like. Bases 168 to 638 code for a protein of 156 amino acids. NCBI's taxonomy places the organism in Eukaryota, Viridiplantae, Streptophyta, Magnoliopsida, Proteales, Proteaceae. The record is from RefSeq and is a predicted model, not a curated record. Gene Ontology annotation, biological process: response to auxin. The transcript has a single exon.
CUAACCCCUCAAUAUCUCCAUUCUCCUAUCUCACAUUCUUUCUCUUCCUCUCUCUGUCUCUGCUUCUCUCCCUCUACUACCGAACCAGAAACCCUCGAGGCGCUUCAGUAAACUCUCCAGCCUCUAUUUCUCUCUCGCUCUCGUUCUCAUUCUCAUUUUGACAGAAAAUGGCCACAGGGCUCGGGAAAUGCUGCAGAAUCCGGCACAUUGUGAGAUUACGGCAGAUGCUGAGGCGAUGGCGAGAAAAAGCUGCAAUGGCCGCUCAGAAGUCGGCCGGUCUUAGUAUCCCCGAAGACGUUCCGGCCGGACACGUAGCGGUGUGCGUGGGCUCGAGUUGUAGAAGGUUCGUGGUGAGGGCUACUUACCUGAAUCACCCGGUGUUCAAGAAAUUGCUGGUUCAAGCGGAAGAGGAGUACGGAUUCAUCAACCAGGGUCCCCUCGCCAUCCCAUGUGACGAGAAGUUCUUUGAAGAAAUCCUCCGAUUCCUUUCCCGCUCCGACUCGACUGGCAACUCUGCUCGUUUUGCCAAUCUCGAGGAUUUCCAGCCUUCUUGUCAUGUAGGCAUCCGGAGUAAUCUCGAUUUCUGGCCCGAAUCUCGGCCGCUCCUCCGCGGCUUUACGGAUAAACCGAUCUGGUAAGUCCAGAAAGUGGGAUUCCAGAAUAAAUUAAGAAAAAAAGGGCUUUGAUUCUAAACUCGGAAGGAGGAAUUGACGCGGCGAAAUUAACUUCUGUGGACUCAUUGGAAAAGUCCUUCAAGAAGAAAUGGAUUCAGCAAAUUGAGUGGAUAUAAGUUUCUGUAAACCUUUUUUUUUUUUCUCUCCUUUUUCUGUUUGGUUCUGUAAUAGUUGAUGAAGGGUGAGCCUGCUUACCUCCGUAAAAUCUAGUGGAGAUGGCAAAGAGGUUCGCCGAGUCGUCCCGAGAUUGAAUCGGAGGGAGGAGUAAUGGAAUAACAAGCUUUAUAUCACAGGAGAUGUAAGUUGAGAGAUUUCCAGAGAACGAAGAGGGAAAGGGGAAGAAAAGAAAAGAUAUUCCUCCUCCAUUACAAUCUUCUCUCCCUCUCCCUCUCCCCCUCCCUCUCCCUAUGUUUUGUAUAUUAUGUUAUAUUUAUUGAUUAAUUGAUGGAAAAUGAAGAGAAUUCUGGCAAA